Nothoprocta perdicaria is the source of this 1906-nucleotide messenger RNA. It is a transcript of the gene ATXN10, whose product is annotated as ataxin 10. Gene Ontology annotation, cellular component: cytosol. The coding region runs from base 175 to 1482 and encodes 435 amino acids. The transcript has 11 exons. The record is from RefSeq and is a predicted model, not a curated record. Gene Ontology annotation, biological process: neuron projection development. NCBI's taxonomy places the organism in Eukaryota, Metazoa, Chordata, Aves, Tinamiformes, Tinamidae.
UAUGUUUUGUUUUUCUUGUGCCACUUGCAUUUCCUCUGUGUAAUGCCUCUGAGGAUAGAAACAAAACUAUCUUCUCUUUUUUUCCCCRAUCUGUAGCUGGAACUGACUAGUGCCUUGCUUUUUAUGCAGCUGGAUAUUCUGUAAUGGUGUUAAUCUUGCUCUGUAAAAUGAGAAAUGGCAGAUGAAAGUUUAUUCCGGGAUGUCCUGGAAAUCCUGACGAAAGCCUCAAAUGAAAUGGAGCGGGUGCCUGAGGAGGCCUGGGAGUCAGGAGAUGCAGCCACCUGCCUGCUGCUCAUAGCAGAGUGCUUCCGGUGUCUGAGGAACGCUUGUGUUCAGUGUGCCAAGAAUCAGCACCUCAUGAGGAACUUGGGUCUGAUUGCUACAUCUGUCCAUUUGAUCAAGGUACUUCAUGGAGCACAAGUGAAACAAGAGUCCUUAUUAACUGCUUUUCGUUGUAGCCUCCAGUUUCUUGGAAACGUUGCAGCAGGAAAUGGAGAUUCCCAGAAUAGCAUUUGGAAGUGUGCUUUCCCAGAUCUCUUCUUGACCUGCCUUAGUUACAGUGAUGAGAAAAUUGUUGCCUAUUGUUGCAUGGUCCUAUUCACUUGUCUGAAUUCAGAGAGAGUGAGAGAACUGCUGGAUCCUGGGAACUUGGCUGUGCCUCUCCGUGUUCUUCAAGUCUACAGAGAAGAGUUGGAGACUGAGUGGUCGUUCUUGAUUGUUACAGACCAUUUGCUGAAAUGUCCAGAGUUGGUAAAAGCCCUCUAUGCCAAACUGAGCAAUCAAGAAAGAGUUACUUUGUUAGACCUGAUAAUGGCGAAAAUAAGUGAGAAGAGCCCUGUUACCAAUGAAGAAACGAUGGUGUUCUUGARACACGCUGACUUCCUUGCAGGCUGUUUCCAGGAGAAAUGCCAAGCUGUGCUCAAGUUGACUUCUGCAGCAGAUGCCAAGGAUGAGGAAGCACUGGUUACAAUAAGACUCCUUGACGUUCUUUGUGAAAUGACAUCAAGCAAUGGCCAGCUAGAGCGUGUGCAAGUUUUGCCUGGGUUGCUUGAAACAGCUCUAGAUACCCUGAGAUUAACUCAUCUUGCUGGGAAACAGACUGUAAAUAUUUUCACUGCCACACAUGCUAUGACAGGGCAGGAAGAAAUUUCACAUCCAGCUGUGGGUUUUAAAUCUCAUCUCAUUCGUUUGAUUGGAAAUUUGUGUUAUAAAAAUAAGGAAAACCAAGACAAGGUUUAUCAGUUAGAUGGUAUUCCCUUGAUCCUGGACAACUGCAGCAUUGAUGACAACAAUCCUUUCGUGAACCAGUGGGCUGUGUUUGCUAUCCGCAAUCUCACUGAGCAAAACCAGAGAAACCAGGAGCUCAUUGCACAGCUGGAGGAGCGAGGGCUGGCAGACAACUCUGUCCUCGAGAGUAUGGGUCUGCAGGUAGAGAAACAAGAGGACAAGUUAAUCCUGAGAUCUGGUAGAAAAAAACCUUGAGGAACCAAAUAGGAACAGUUGAAUCACUGAAAGAGAACUUCUCCCUCAACAUGUUUUCCUUUGUAAGGCAAUSGAGUUUUCUUCAAUUUGCGUUCUACUUGGAUGGAAAUACUGUGUUCUUUUUUUCUCUGAAAAACUGUCAAAUAAUAGUUGUCCCUCACUGUUACAAAMAAAUGGGCACCUAUAAAUUUUCUGACUACCUGGAAAAUUAUCUGCUUAGGAAAGAAAAAAACCCAAACUUUUCACAUGGGUGAAACUUUAUUGCUUUCUUGUUUAGUAAGAAAAUAUCAUGCAUCUAGCAUAGUACUGAGUUGUUAGCAAUUUCCAUUGAARGAAUUAUCAUUAAAAACCCUACAAAGGGAUAAAACUGCUUUGCAGCGUGCCUUAAAAGAUUUAUGGUGUGUCAGGGGUAAACAAAUGAAAG